AUGCUUGCAAAUGUCACCGCCGUCGUUGCUAAGCAAGCCGCUCUUAAGGGCAUUGGAUAUCUUCUCAAGCGUGCCGUAUCAGACGAAGACGACCUACCCGAUGUGACCACUCCCGAUCCCGAGGAGGACGCUGACCCCGUUACCGAGGAGAUGUUCUCUUCGUGGGCUCUUUUCAUUCUUCUAUUCCUCCUAUGUCUGGCGUUGUGGUCGUCAUACUAUCUACAGCAACGCCGCAUCAAGGCAAUUCACGAGACGGUGUUGUCUAUAUUUUACGGAAUGGUUGUGGGGUUGAUUAUUCGAGUGGCCCCUGGCCAUUACAUCCAAGACGCAGUGAAGUUCAAGUCGGGCUACUUUUUCAAUAUUUUGUUACCGCCUAUCAUUUUGAAUUCGGGUUAUGAGCUACAUCAGGCCAAUUUUUUCAGAAACAUCGGCUCCAUCUUGACCUUUGCCAUACCGGGAACGUUUAUAUCCGCCUUGGUCCUUGGCGUGAUCUUGUACAUCUGGACGGCAUUGGGCGUUGAUGGCGUCAAGCUCGAGUUUGUUGAUACUUUGGCUGUCGGUGCUACCUUGUCUGCCACCGAUCCAGUCACCAUCUUGUCCAUCUUCAAUGCCUAUAAGGUGGACCCAAAGCUUUACACGAUCAUUUUUGGAGAGUCGCUCUUGAAUGAUGCUAUUUCCAUUGUCAUGUUCGAAACAUGCGCCAAGUUCCACGGCAAAAAAGUCACCUUCUCCUCCUUCUUUGAAGGUGUGGCAUUAUUCUUAAUGACCUUCACGAUUUCCACUUUUAUCGGCAUUGCAAUUGGUAUCAUUGUGGCCUUGAUCUUGAAACACUCGCACAUCAGGCGCUAUCCGCAAAUCGAAACUUGUUUAGUUUUGCUCUUCGCCUACCAAUCAUACUUCUUUUCCAAUGGUGCCCACAUGUCUGGAAUUGUCUCUUUGCUUUUCUGCGGCAUCACCUUGAAGCACUAUGCUUACUUCAACAUGUCCAGACGAACACAAAUCGCCACAAAAUAUAUCUUUCAGUUUCUUGCUCAGCUAUCGGAAAACUUUAUCUUUAUCUACUUGGGUUUGUCCUUGUUCACUGAGGUUGAGUUGGUAUUCAAGCCAUUAUUGAUUAUUGUCACUUUUAUUUCCAUCUGUAUCGCCCGUUGGUGUGCUGUGUUCCCUCUCUCUAGGCUCUUGAACUUCCUUUAUCGUUCGAGAUUCGAAAGAUUUAGCAGAAACACCGUCAUGUCUGGUGGCAUCUCUUCCCAGUCUCAACCAGAAGAUAUAAGCCAUCUGUAUCAAAUGAUGAUAUUCUGGGCCGGAUUAAGAGGUGCGGUUGGUGUUGCCUUGGCUUUAGGUAUCCAAGGUGAAGCCAAGUGGACUCUUCUAGCAACGGUGUUGGUUGUUGUCGUACUCACCGUCAUCUUUUUUGGAGGCACCACAGCUUCUAUGCUUGAAAUACUAGGUAUUAAAGUUGGUUGUGUGGAAGAGAAUGACUCUGACGAUGAGUUUGACAUUGAAGCACCUAGAGUUGCUCUUGAAUCUACCCCAAGUGUUAACAUCAUGGGUAGUCGAAGAUACGAAAACAAUCCUUACGCUAACGGCAAUUCAAGCACCAACUUCAGAAAUACCAGCAACACGAGUCUUCCGUACAUAAAGAACUCCAGUCUACUGAACUCAAGGAAUAAUUCACAGCCUGACCUAGCCAACGAUGAUGAUGAGUUGAAUGGAAGUGAUGUCGACGACAUGUUGACGACCUCCAACAACUUGCCUGGAGCGAACUCUUCAUCUGCCGCUCAAGUAAACAAUGGUAUAUUGGGGGCUUUCUUGAGUGCAGAGGAGCAUGCGAAAUGGUUUACGAAGUUCGAUGAAGAGGUUUUGAAGCCUGUUCUCCUAGACAAAAUGCCCGGUCAACGCGGAAAUGACAACAAUGACGGCUCACCUGUUUGA
Candidozyma auris is the source of this 1935-nucleotide messenger RNA. It is a transcript of the gene NHX1, whose product is annotated as bifunctional K:H/Na:H antiporter NHX1. Gene Ontology annotation, cellular component: early endosome; fungal-type vacuole membrane; late endosome. Gene Ontology annotation, molecular function: sodium:proton antiporter activity. Bases 1 to 1935 code for a protein of 644 amino acids. Lineage: Eukaryota; Fungi; Ascomycota; Pichiomycetes; Serinales; Metschnikowiaceae. Gene Ontology annotation, biological process: vacuolar acidification; proton transmembrane transport; sodium ion transport. The transcript has a single exon. The record is from RefSeq and is a predicted model, not a curated record.